This is a messenger RNA of Trichophyton rubrum CBS 118892, 1224 nucleotides long. RefSeq lists its product as uncharacterized. The record is from RefSeq and is a predicted model, not a curated record. The coding region runs from base 1 to 1224 and encodes 407 amino acids. NCBI's taxonomy places the organism in Eukaryota, Fungi, Ascomycota, Eurotiomycetes, Onygenales, Arthrodermataceae. The transcript has a single exon.
AUGUCUGGCGAUUUCUUCAUCGACAGCCCGGUCCCGCCGAAGCUGGACUUGACCGGUGCCAGAUCUCGCUUCUACCACUCGCCGCAGCCAGCCUCAACGGCAUCCUCGCUGUCGUUGUGUCGCACUCUCUCGACGCCGCUCAUGGGCAGUUGCAAGCGUGCUCGCUAUGGAUAUGGCGGGCUUGAUGACCGGGCUAUCUGGGACCGUCAGUCUCCCGUCUCGCGGAUCUCGAGUCCUGUGCCACUGGCCAACACCGAAUACCUACUGGCAGAGGGAGGUCUGGAUACCGGGCUGUUGACGACGGCAGGGCAGCCGAUACUAGGAUUCUCGUCACAGCGUGAUGGCGAUAACGAGGAGUCAGAGCUUGACUACCGACCCACGAGGUAUCGAAAGACCAGUCGGACAAUGGUGGACGUACCAGUUACACCCUCAAAUGCCGAAGGAACAAAACGGAAACGGGACUCCCCGAUACCCCAGGGCGAUGACACCGGCGUGAAAAAUUCUCCAGGCUGGGGUGAGGCAGUCCUCAACCUCGUUGGAGGCGUUGCUGGUAAAGUGUGGAAUUUCUGUGUGUCAGCUCCCUUCCGAGGGUUUCACGCCGGCGGAGGCAGGGGGUACGAUAUGAACGGUUACACAGCAACGGUACAACCAAGCAAGAAACGGGAGAGGCCCUCUCUGUCACAACGGAGACGCUCAAGCCGUUUGAUGGAUGAUAUACCAGUUCCUGGCCGUUACCCGGUUGACGAGAACUAUCACAUCGACAAGCCGCGCCGGGAAGAUAUACACAACAACUGGGUUCUCGUCAAGGAAGACGAGGAUUCACGGGAGAGCAGCCCAUCUUGCAGCUCCAAGAAGCAUGCUCGCCGGAACAGCGUUGUUCACCAUGUCCCUGCACGCCGUUCUGGUGCCAGAGUACAGACCAAGCGGCCCACGACACCUCUUACACCCACACGUUCCACCAACCUCUCUCCGCAUGUCUACUCUCCUUCAUCUGCAUCUGUCUACAAGACGCCACCAAAGCACACUACGGUGUCAAACCCCAACGAAACCCCGUUGUCACGAGAGACUCAGAGACAUGCUGCCAAACUGAGGCGCAAGGAACGUGAAGAAGAUGCCAGCAUACGCAGGCUGAAUCACCAGCUGAAGGCCAUGAUCAGAGAAGGGAGACAGGCGCUGGGAACUCGGAUCGAGGUUGACGAAAUGGACCUUGAUGAAUGGGACUGA